Molecule: messenger RNA, 2526 nt
Organism: Adineta ricciae
Lineage: Eukaryota; Metazoa; Rotifera; Eurotatoria; Adinetida; Adinetidae
Source: the annotation of a GenBank genome assembly
AUGGUCGCGUUAAAAACUUUGUUGAUAGGCAUAGCCUCCUUCUUUGGAUUUGCUGCAAUAGUGGUGGUCCUAGGCCUUAUUCCUGUAUAUACCAAAAGUAAUGCCACCACUAUCACAGUCGCAACCACAACUACUACAACAAACACAAUCGCUACCUCAACCACUACCACAACAACAAAUGUUUCGCCUACUACAACAGCGUCGACUACAGCAACGUCUACACUAGUAAACACGACAGCCGUAACAACAGCCCCCUUAACAAACACCACAUUAUCUACAACCAACACACCACCAGCCACAACAAUAAAUACGACAGCAGCAUCGAACAACACAACAUCAUUUAUCUCGAAUUCCACGAUCACAACUACCGUUAUCGCAACGAACACAACCCUGACCUCAGUCAAUACAACGGCACCAACAACAAUCACACCUGCCAACUCCACAUCGUCAGCGAUUACUUCCCUUCCAACGAACACAACCCCAGUUACAACGUAUACCACAGUCGCAUGGAACAAUGGAACAUCAUCUGUGUCGAACAUCACAUCAGCAACUACAAUUCUGCCAGGUAACACAACAUCUGCCACAUUGAAUGCCACUGUUGCAUGGACCAGUGGAACAUCAACAAUGUCGAAUACUACAGCACCAACUACCAAUCUACCAGGCAACGCAACGUCUGCUACAUUGAAUCCCACAACCGCAUGGAACAACGGAACAUCAACGAUGUCGAACAGUACAUCACCAACCACAAUCGUACCCGGGAACACAAUCCCGGCUACAAUGAACGCCACAGCCGGAUGGACCAGCGGAACAUCAUCCAUGUCGAAUACUACAGCACCAACUACAAAUCUACCAGGAAGCACAACAUCGGCUGUAAUGAAUGCCACAUCUGCAUGGAGCACUGGUACAUCAUCCAUGUCGAAUAGUACAUCAGCAACUACAAUUCUGCCAGGCAACAUGACAUCUGUGACAAUGAAUCCCACAAUCGCCUGGAACAACGGAACAUCGACCAUGUCGUAUAGUACAUCACCAACUACAAAUCUGCCAAGAAGCACAACAGCAGUUGCAAUGAAUGCCACAGCCGCAUGGACCAGCGGAACAUCAACCAUGUCGAAUACUACAGCACCAACUACAAUUCUGCCAGGGAACACAGCAUCUACGACAAUGAACGUCACUGCUGCAUGGACCAGCGGAAUAUCAACGAUGUCGAAUAGCACAGCACCAACUACAAUGAAUCCCACAACCGCAUGGAACAACGGAACAUCAACCAUGUCGAAUAGCGCAUCAGCAACUACAAUGAAUGCCACUGCUGCAUGGACCAGUGGGACAUCAACAAUGUCGAAUACUACAGCACCAACUACCAAUCUACCAGGCAACGCAACGUCUGCUACAUUGAAUCCCACAACCGCAUGGAACAACGGAACAUCAACCAUGUCGAAUACUACAGCACCAACUACCAAUCUACCAGGCAACGCAACGUCUGCUACAUUGAAUCCCACAACCGCAUGGAACAACGGAACAUCAACCAUGUCGAAUACUACAGCACCAACUACAAUUCUGCCAGGGAACACAGCAUCUGCGACAAUGAACGUCACUGCUGCAUGGACCAGCGGAAUAUCAACGAUGUCGAAUAGCACAGCACCAACUACAAUGAAUCCCACAACCGCAUGGAACAACGGAACAUCAUCCAUGUCGAAUAGCGCAUCACCAACUACAAUGAAUGCCACUGCUGCAUGGACCAGUGGAACAGCAACAAUGUCGAAUCCUAUAGCACCAACUACAAAUCUGCCCGGGAACGCAACAUCUGCGACAAUGAACCCCACAGCUGCAUGGACCAGUGGAACAACAGCAAUGGCGCAUACUACAUCACCAAUUACAAUUCUGCCAGGCAACACAAUGUCUGCUACAUUGAAUCCCACAACCGCAUGGAACAACGGAACAUCAUCCAUAUCGACCACUACCGGGGCAGCUACAGUUGUGGCGAGCAACACAGCUGUCUCUGCAGCGAAUACGGCGACGGCAACCACUGGCACACUGAUGAAUAGCACGGUUGUAGCUAUGUUAGCAGGUACUAGUGCAGCUAGUUCUACGAUCGGAACGGGGGGAAAUAUCACGGGAGGAUCUACAGUAGAAAUGAUGGGAACAUCUGUUCCAAUCGUAACAGCUAGUAGCACACCAGUAGCGAGUACAACGUUUGAAGCUGCUGGAAUGGAAAUGAAUGUAUCCGCCGAUGUGACAAUGGUAGGAUUAACGGAUACAGCAGUAUAUACUACCGCUGCAAGUACGGUAAGGCAGUCUGUGAGUGUGAGUGCGGCAACAGGUACAGCGACUAGUACAAUGCAUAUACAUUCCAUUGAGGCAACAUCAACGAUAAUGAUGUCAAGCAUGAGCUAUCCAGUUCUUAGCUCCACAGAUUACGGUAUUAAAACUACUGUUUCAGCAACUCAAACAGGAUCAACAUCUGGAAUGACACUAAGCCCAGUGGCCAUAGUUUCUAGUAUUGGUGUACUAACAACAUCAGGUACGUAA